AUGGCCCACAACGCGACGUCGUGCUCCUCCCAGUGGGGCGAGAACAUCAUAGUUCUCCCCGCCACCGCGCAGCUGCAGGCGCUGCUCACGCUCAUUCGCGACGAGAGAACCGGCCGUGGCGACUUUGUCUUCUACUCGGACCGUAUCAUUCGCCUGCUCGUCGAGGAGGGCCUCAACCACCUCCCCGUGGUCCCGCAUACGGUCAAGACACCGACGGGUGUCGAGUUCUCAGGCGUCGGGUUCGAGGGCCGUAUCUGCGGCGUGUCGAUUAUGCGCGCGGGCGAGGCUAUGGAGGCUGGAUUACGUGACUGCUGCCGUUCUGUCCGCAUCGGCAAGAUUUUGAUCCAGCGUGACGAGGAGACGGCCCAGCCUAAACUCUUCUACGCCAAGCUUCCCGAUGACAUUGCCCAGCGGUACUGCCUCCUCCUUGACCCCAUGCUUGCUACUGGCGGCUCGUGCCUCAAGGCCAUCGAGGUUCUCCUCGAGCAGGGCGUAAAGGAGGAGCGUAUCCUCUUCCUCAACCUCAUCGCGUCGCCCGAGGGCAUCAAGAAUGUCCAGGCAAAGUUCCCCAAGCUCAAGGUCAUCACUGCAUGGGUUGACCAGGGCCUGGAUGCCAAGCAGUACAUUACGCCCGGCCUCGGCGACUUUGGUGACCGCUACUUCCUCUGA
Cutaneotrichosporon cavernicola is the source of this 669-nucleotide messenger RNA. RefSeq lists its product as uncharacterized. The coding region runs from base 1 to 669 and encodes 222 amino acids. NCBI's taxonomy places the organism in Eukaryota, Fungi, Basidiomycota, Tremellomycetes, Trichosporonales, Trichosporonaceae. Gene Ontology annotation, cellular component: cytoplasm. The transcript has 10 exons. The record is from RefSeq and is a predicted model, not a curated record. Gene Ontology annotation, molecular function: ribosylnicotinamide kinase activity.